AUGGCCUAUCUGCCUACCUUGUGGGGCUGCGAGCUGGGCCUCCAGAAGAGAGGAUGCUGUCUGGUGCUGGGCUACAUGGCCAAGGACAAGUUUCGAAGAAUGAAUGAAGGCCAGGUCUACUCCUUCAGCCAGCAGCCCCAGGACCAGGUGGUGGUGUCCGGACAACCAGUGACGCUGCUGUGCGCCAUCCCUGAAUACGAUGGCUUCGUUCUGUGGAUCAAAGACGGCUUGGCUCUGGGUGUGGGCAGGGACCUCUCAAGUUACCCGCAGUACCUGGUGGUAGGGAACCACCUGUCAGGGGAGCACCACCUGAAGAUCCUACGGGCAGAGCUGCAAGACGAUGCUGUGUACGAGUGCCAGGCCAUCCAGGCCGCCAUCCGGUCCCGCCCUGCACGCCUCACCGUCCUGG
Molecule: messenger RNA, 409 nt
Organism: Galeopterus variegatus (Sunda flying lemur)
Lineage: Eukaryota; Metazoa; Chordata; Mammalia; Dermoptera; Cynocephalidae
Product: kin of IRRE-like protein 3
Exons: 4
Biological process (GO): synapse assembly; cell-cell adhesion
Cellular component (GO): cell-cell junction
Molecular function (GO): cell adhesion molecule binding
Source: RefSeq, a predicted model, not a curated record